Molecule: messenger RNA, 1083 nt
Organism: Quercus lobata
Lineage: Eukaryota; Viridiplantae; Streptophyta; Magnoliopsida; Fagales; Fagaceae
Exons: 4
Coding region: 1-1083 (360 amino acids)
Biological process (GO): ubiquitin-dependent protein catabolic process
Source: RefSeq, a predicted model, not a curated record
AUGUCUAUCACCAUUUGUCGUUCCACUAUGGUUGACCGCGACACAGAUGACGAACUUAGUGACGUAGAACACGAAAUAAUGACAAUAUACAUCGCCAUAGUUGCUGACCACAUCCAAACACACUAUUUGAAGACUCCAAUGUGCACUAGUGCUCUGUCCGGGAAGUCAUACAUGCAGGAGACACUUGACGGACAUCCACGGAUAUGUUACAAUACGUUUCGCAUGGCCAAGCACGUGUUCUUGCAUUUGUGCAAUGAGUUGAAAAGGCUGCACUUGUUAGAAGAGGACACUGGAAUUGUCUCUGUUCAAGAGUCCAUUGGCAUACUUUUAUACAUUUUAGGCCAUAAUGCUGACAUAAGGCUCACUGGAAACCGGUUCCAGCAUUCACUAGAAACCAUUCAACGGAGAUUACGUCGGGCGUUGCGGGCUUUUCACUCGUUGGGGUGCUUGAUAAUAAGGCCUGAUCAGGAAGCAUCUGAACUCCCAAAUCAUCUUCGUGAAAAUACAAAGUAUUACCCAUUGUUUGAGAAAUGCGUAGGAGCUAGUGAUGGUAUACACAUCAGUGCUCAUGCACCGGGCUGCAAAAGUACUGCCCAUAGGGAUAGAUGCUGUGACAUUUCCCAGAAUGUGAUAUGUGCGUGCAAUUUUGACAUGAGGUUCACGUAUGUGCAUGCUAGCUGGGAGGGUAGUGCUCAUGAUUCACGAGUGAUGCAGGAGGCCAUCGUCGAUCCGGGAUUUCAAUUCCCUUGGCCACCUAGAGGCUCAUACUAUCUUGUCAAUUCGGGUUAUGCCAUUGGUUCUACAUUCCUCCCACUGCAUAAGUCAGUUAGAUAUCAUGCACAAGAGUUUAGAGGUUCUGCCAGACAACCUACAACUCCCCAGGAGCUCUUUAACUACAGGCAUUCCUCGCUUCGCAUGGUCAUUGAGCGGUGUUUUGGAGUGUUGAAGGCGAGGUUCCCGCCUUUAGUCCUCAGGCACAGCAAGCCAUGUUGCUUUUGGACCGUAGUAGACAUGAUCAAGGGUAAGACACCAGAGGAGAUCCGCAAGACCUUAACAUCAAGAAUGACUUCACCCGAGGAAUAG